Penicillium lagena is the source of this 807-nucleotide messenger RNA. RefSeq lists its product as uncharacterized. Lineage: Eukaryota; Fungi; Ascomycota; Eurotiomycetes; Eurotiales; Aspergillaceae. The record is from RefSeq and is a predicted model, not a curated record. Bases 1 to 807 code for a protein of 268 amino acids. Gene Ontology annotation, molecular function: oxidoreductase activity, acting on the CH-OH group of donors, NAD or NADP as acceptor. The transcript has a single exon.
AUGCCUCUUCUACAGUCGCAACAUGAAGGGUUCACCUUCGCAUAUUUGUAUAGCUUUGCCAACAACAUUUUGCUAAAUCCCAUCUUCGCCAUAUCUGUUCUUAUUGGUAGCUUGGCUAUUUUGACCAACCAGCUAGUUUUCCCUUUCCUGACUAAUAAUUUCGACGUUGAGGCAUCCAAACUUUCACUGAGUUUUGCUUUUCUGUUUGGUAUUCUUUACAAAUCCAACCAACUCCUCAGUCGCUUGGCCCUGAAUAACUAUGUGCGAGAUCCUUCUUGGGACUGGACGCGGGAAAUCGUGCUUGUCACGGGAGGUAGUAGUGGGAUCGGGAAAGCGAUCGUGCGACAUUUUGCCGACAAAUCUAUCAAAGUUGUGAUUCUCGACCAGCAUCUCCCAGAGUUACCACCUUCCAUCGGGGCUACUUUUUACAAGGUCGACAUAACUUCAUCGAAGGAGAUUGGUGAAGCUGCUUUGAAAAUUCGCCGGGAAGUGGGCGAGCCAACGGUAUUAAUCAACAACGCCGGCAUUGGAUCCAGUUCCUCAAUUCUCGAGGAAUCGGAUGAGCAAACUAUGCGCGUUUUGGAGACCAACCUUCUGGCGCAUUUCAAACUCGUCAGAGAAUUCCUGCCCUACAUGAUUGAACACAACCAUGGGCAUGUUGUCACGGUUGCUAGUAUGGCGAGUUUUGCGUCUAUGGUCAAAAAUGCAAGCUAUGCUGCUUCCAAAGCGGGAGUGCAAGCUUUUCAUGAGAGCUUGGCACAGGAAGUUCAUUCUCUACAUCAUGCCAGCAGAGUUCGAACGUCGUGA